AUGAAAUAUAUUGUGAAUUUUCUUGACCUUUACAUAUAUAAAGAUAGACAUGGAGCACUAGGUUAUAUGUUAUAGAAGGAAGCUGCGAUUGAUUAAACAUCGAAUCAUUCAAGUCAGCUUGAUAAUGGGAACAUGAUACAGAUGAGAUAGAUUAAACGGAAUAUUGAAAUUUCUACGUUUGAUUACAUCUAUAUGUAUACCAGCAGAUGUUAGAAUAGAUGGUUUGUAUUUUAAUAUCAUCUUUUCAGAUAGUAUGGAAGUGAAUAUGAAAAUAUGUAGCUGUUAUUUACUAUAUAUAUCGUGAUUACGGAGAGGUCAGGAAGGAGAUCUGAAUGAGGGACACCCACCUAAAACAUGCAUGGUGCUUACAAAUGUUCAUUAGUACACGUGCUUUGUCUUCUUGGCUUUCAUCUACAUAACACAGGCAGUAAUCGAGUUCCAGAUGAGCAGUUGUUAUUCCAAGACUUGAUGGUAGGAUAUGAGAAGUCGGUUCGUCCAGUUGUCAACUCUUCGUCUGUCUUAACUGUAACAAUAGGUCUAAAGCUCAAUCAAAUUGUAGACUUGGAUGAAAGAUAUCAAGUCUUAACAACGAAUGUAUUCAUUGAUCAGGAAUGGAGAGAUGAACAUUUAAUGUGGGAGCCUAAUCAGUAUAACAAUGUAAAGUCGUUACGAAUACCAACUAAACAAGUUUGGUUACCAGACACGUUUAUAUAUAACAACGCUGAUGACGGAUCCACCGGAUUUAUGCAGGGAACAUACAUACUAGUGACUUAUGAUGGGACUGUCUUGUGGCCAGUUCCAGUUAAACUAAAGAGUUCCUGUAAAGUUGAUAUAACAUAUUUCCCUUUUGAUGACCAAGAAUGUAUACUACGUUUUGGUUCAUGGAUUUAUAGCGGAAAGUGGAUGGACUACCAGUCUACAAGUAAUGCUACUCCGAUAGACCUUACCUCCUAUGUUAACAACAGUGAAUGGGACCUGUUAUCGGUCACACUACGUAAAAAUAUCCGGCGACAUUCCUGUUGUCCGGAUCCUCAUCCAGAUUUAACUUACAUUUUACAUAUCAGACGUAAAACAUUUUACUACAUAUUCAAUAUUAUUGUUCCAUGUGUUAUGCUAUCAAUUUUGACAUUAUUGACAUUUUGGCUACCACCUACUUCCGGUGAAAAGAUCACACUUGGUCUAUCUGUUUUCUUAGCUUUUUCCAUGUUUAUGCUUUUAAUAGCCGAGGAAGUACCUGCAACAUCCGAAGCUGUACCACUCAUAGGAAUAUACCUUUGUGUUGUUAUGACAAUGACAUCAUUGUCUGUAAUAAUGGCAGUUAUGGUUAUCAACCUUUACAAUCGUGGAAUAAAAACCAAACGAGCGCCUAUGUGGUUAAGGAUAUUUGCUUUGAGAUGGAUGUCAAAACCAUUAUUCCUGAAGCAUGAUCUGUAUAAGAUUGCCAGCACCAUUUCUCUUGAAGAAGAAAAAGAGGGUUUAUAUCUAUGUAAAAAACAUAAAAUUCAAAACCAAAAACCUUCAAAAUGGAAAUCAGUAUCAGAUGAUAAUCAAAUGAUGGUUCCGUCAUCGUCCUCCGUAAGAUUUAGGAAUAGAGGCAAGUCAGACACAGCAUCAAACGAAGCAGACGUUGAAUUAGAAGAAACAAUCUGGCUCAAGAAUGACGAAAUUCACGAACAUUCCAGUCAGUUGAGAGAAACAGAGUAUACCACAAAUCGGUCAAUAAACAAUAAUAAGAAGGAAUCAAAAUUUAUUGAAUCAAAUACACAAAUAAAGGAAGUUGUUAUUAGACCAGAUGCUGAGGUUGAACUUAAUCUAAACGCUAUUCAGUGCAAAACCCGUAACGAGUUAGUGAAACGAAAAUUCAUUGUAGCAGAAUGGCAGAGGAUAGCCACCGUUGUCGAUAGAGUAUUAUUUUGGUUCUAUUUCCUUGGGACGCUAGCAUCAUAUCUUAUAAUACUCGUUUUUGUUCCAAACUCAAAAUAUUCAGAAUGGAGUGAUGCCAUAGAUGAUGUCAAUGAUAUUGAUAUUGAAACGAAGUGAUCGACAGUUUAUUCGUACGCUUUAUACUAUAAAUCGAAAGAUAAACCAAUUAAAGAUAUUAAAUUUC
This is a messenger RNA of Mytilus trossulus (common blue mussel), 2107 nucleotides long. Its product is annotated as neuronal acetylcholine receptor subunit alpha-10-like. Gene Ontology annotation, molecular function: transmembrane signaling receptor activity; acetylcholine-gated monoatomic cation-selective channel activity. NCBI's taxonomy places the organism in Eukaryota, Metazoa, Mollusca, Bivalvia, Mytilida, Mytilidae. Gene Ontology annotation, cellular component: synapse; neuron projection; postsynaptic membrane. Gene Ontology annotation, biological process: regulation of membrane potential; nervous system process; monoatomic ion transmembrane transport. The transcript is spliced from 9 exons. The record is from RefSeq and is a predicted model, not a curated record. Bases 355 to 2040 code for a protein of 561 amino acids.